AUGACCACACGUCAAGCUCUGGUGCUGGUUGAUCCUCUCAACGAGUUCUUACAUCCUGAUGGCAAACUGUAUCCACUGUUGAAAGAGAGCUUGGACACGACCGGCACCCUAGCCAACAUCCGCCAGCUUGUAAACGGUGCUCGUGCGGCGAACAUUCCUAUCUACUACGGCCUUCACCAAAGUACCCAAGAUGGCACCUACGCGGGCUGGCUACAUAUGCGUGCGAACCACGUUCGCAACAGAGACAAGGGGACGUUUGCUGGCUGGGGAGCUAAUAUCAUCGAGGGAUUGGAGCCAAGUGUCAGCAAUGGAGACGUCGUCGUGAGCAGACAUUGGAAUUCCAGCUCUUUCCGCAACACGGAUCUCGAUUACCAGUUGCGCCAGCGAGAAAUACAUCAUCUGGUCAUGGCAGGGAUGGUCGCCAACACCUGUCUCGAGGCCACGGCCAGAGAAGCUAUUGAGCUGGGUUACACGGUAACUAUGCUCUCGGACUGCACGGCGGGCUUCAGCAACAAACUCAAGGAAGCUGGGGAGGUGGUGUGGCCGACACUGUUCGAAGAAGUCACGACUUUCAACCAGUGGUUGGCGAAGAUCAAGGAUCAGAAAGGUGCUAAUUUGUGA
Messenger RNA from Fonsecaea erecta, 621 nucleotides. RefSeq lists its product as hypothetical. The record is from RefSeq and is a predicted model, not a curated record. The transcript has a single exon. Bases 1 to 621 code for a protein of 206 amino acids. Lineage: Eukaryota; Fungi; Ascomycota; Eurotiomycetes; Chaetothyriales; Herpotrichiellaceae.